AUGCCCCCCAGCCACUACGCAUCCCCGGCAGUGCCUUUACCGCCACACCAACACCAGGCAAAAGGCUAUCAUGCGUCCACUCUGCCCUCGAGUCAUUCCCCACAUCAUGCAGCCGGAAGUCUGUCUUCAUCCGGAACGGCGACGUCGACCAACAUUUCACCGCACUUUGGGCAUCAUUAUGAGCCGCCAGGUCACUUCUUUCUCAACUCCCACCAUACGCAGAACAAAGCCUGGCCCAAUCUACCGUCCUCCAGCCAUGCUCACCACAGGCGACAUAGAGACGACCAUUUUGAGGAGAUUCCCUACCACAUGUUGACAGUGGCCAUCGGAAGAGCUAGCUCUCUUGGCCUGAGAGAUGUUCUCAGGCAAGCGGCGGCAAACAGGAAAGCUUUAGGCAAAAACCGCUUCGAGACGAGACCAAAUCUGCAGCUGAGAAGGAGUAGCAAGUCUGGUGGCGAUCUCCUCGAGAGGCAAGACAACCUACCAUCUCCCUUUAAGCCCCUUACUUUCGACUCGCACGCCUUGCUCACUACACCGCCGCUUCCCCCUGUCGAUCAUAUUCGGCAUCCCCCUCGAGAUGGUGACUUUUUUGCCGGGUUUGCGCCUCCGACUGAGAGUCUCGGGGAAGACUUUAGACCUGACGGUAUCCCCAGAAGCUCUAGUGCCCCCAGUGUGCCCCUUCUGGCCAUGGAAAGGCGCAAGAGCGAUGCCAGCGAACCGAGCGCCUUACCUGGCGACAACUCUGCUGUUUCUGGUGCGAGACCAUCAUCCUACCAUCACAACGAUGACUCUUUCAACAAUCGUGGCGGUGUCAUCUUUGACGGUUCGGAGCCCCGGGAAUUCACCUCAUCCCCUAGAUCCUCUUCAUCUGUCCAAUCUCAGCACCAGACCAUAGCAGCGUCGCGCCGGGCCACAGUCAAAGCCCGUAAUCUUUCCGACCAAAUCCAUACCACACCGCGACACCAUAGGCUGCAUCAAGUAAUUCCCGAUGCCUCUGACCUCUCUUCCUACCUCGGCCCUGAACUGUCUGCUGCUCUCCAGAAGCGUAUGAUGGAGAGCGGGAGCUCUUCCCUAUCUGGAGCUGGUGGCUCGGGAGGCGAAGCUCGGUUGAAGGGCCUGAGCGACAAAGUCUCUCCAAGGCUGGAGCUCGAGGUCACUAGCGGCGGAUUGGGGGGUAGCUCGAUUGCACUCGGGAGCCGGGGAAAACAAAAAGAGCAUGUGACAGAAUCGGAAUGGAGCUUUGAGGUACCAAUUCUGGAGGUCAUGUCACAGGCUAUCAAAGGAAAGAUGGAGCUUCUGGAAGUGAAGGAGCAUUAUCAUUUGGCUGAGUGA
Cryptococcus amylolentus CBS 6039 is the source of this 1332-nucleotide messenger RNA. RefSeq lists its product as hypothetical. Lineage: Eukaryota; Fungi; Basidiomycota; Tremellomycetes; Tremellales; Cryptococcaceae. The coding region runs from base 1 to 1332 and encodes 443 amino acids. The record is from RefSeq and is a predicted model, not a curated record. The transcript has a single exon.